Messenger RNA from Rhizophagus irregularis DAOM 181602=DAOM 197198, 811 nucleotides. RefSeq lists its product as uncharacterized. The record is from RefSeq and is a predicted model, not a curated record. NCBI's taxonomy places the organism in Eukaryota, Fungi, Glomeromycota, Glomeromycetes, Glomerales, Glomeraceae.
AAUAAUAAAAAAAAUAAAAAAUUUUAAAAAUUUUAAAUUACCCAUACGUUGUAUUAAUACAGUAAAUAAUCAACCAUAAUUUAAAUUAUUUUAUUUCUAAGAUGAAUUCAAAUAACCAAAAUACACAAGAUUAUUCUAAUUUACCAAUGGAUAAUAACGAUGGCCAACAUACUUCAAUUGUACCUAAUACUGCGCCUCAAAACGCUACAUUUGAAUUUUAUUUUCCUUUACCAAAUGAUACACGUAUCUAUCAUGUUACAUAUCAGUACACCGAAUUACACCCAUUAGAAAAUGCGCGACUCUUGAAUAAUAGUAUUAAUUUAUCUCAUAUUCUUGAUAACCAGUUUCCACUCCAUAAUAGUAUACAUUCUUUAAUUCAACACCAAAUCCAACAACCUAUUUAUCAACAAAAUACUGAAAAUAACAUUCAACAACAAUUCUUCAACACUAUUCAACCCAAUACUACUCAAGUAUAUCCAAAUAAUAACACUCAUGAUACAACCUCAAUUUCAGUAAACGGAACUAUUUUCGAUAACGACAAUAUUCAACAUGAGGAAUUUCAGAAUUCUCCCAGAAUCUAGAUGAUUUUUUUUUUCUAUUUUGAAUUUUAUUUUCGCUCUUUUAAAAUUUUCCGAUUGUGUAAGGUAUGGCCUAUCAUUUUAUUCUAAACUAAAGUUGUUAAGUACUACUUUAUUAAUAUAUAAGAUAGAAUAUUUUAGCGUAUUUUUUUAUGAUUUGAAAUGUAUUUCUUAAAAAUAUAAAGAUUAUAGGGCAGUGACAUAUGUAGGGAUGGGGAAAUCUUAGGUUGCGG